This is a messenger RNA of Macrobrachium nipponense, 2759 nucleotides long. RefSeq names its product metal cation symporter ZIP14-like. Bases 340 to 1974 code for a protein of 544 amino acids. Lineage: Eukaryota; Metazoa; Arthropoda; Malacostraca; Decapoda; Palaemonidae. Gene Ontology annotation, cellular component: plasma membrane. Gene Ontology annotation, molecular function: monoatomic cation:bicarbonate symporter activity; zinc ion transmembrane transporter activity. Gene Ontology annotation, biological process: intracellular monoatomic cation homeostasis; zinc ion import across plasma membrane. The transcript has 10 exons. The record is from RefSeq and is a predicted model, not a curated record.
UCAUGUCGUGACGUCAAUUGCUUAUCCGACCAACUAGUUUCGAUUCCGAUAGUUUUUCGUAAUGUAAUAAUAAAUAAUAAAGUAACAGAAAAUCAUUGACAUAAAAUUCAUUGAACAUUUCACUUGUGUUCUGAUAUAAAACCGAAGGGAACUCGUAAUUAUUGUAUAGCAGUUCCACCAGUCCAACCCGGUAGGCGAAUUGUCUGCGUAAACAAAAUUACUUGACUCGUGGCAUUUAAUUCCCUCAGGCUCCAGGGUUAGGAUGUCAAGGAAGCAAAGACCCACUUGCUCAUCGGUGUGAUUGAGGCGUAUUAUAUCUGACGUAAACAAUUGAACAAGAUGCGCAUCGCCAAUCUGAGCGUGCUAUUGUCGGCUGUGUUGGGACCACUGUUCUGCUUGCUGGGCCGUGCUUCCGCCAACUCCUCCUCCUCCUCCUCUUCGCCUUCUUCAGGUGAUACUGAUCAGAUCCCCUACUGGAGUGAAGAAUGGGGCCAGCAGCCCCAAGAUUUGACAGAUUUCACCACUUUUCUGUGGUAUGGAUUUUCCUCGAACAAAAUAAAUUUCACACAAGCAGAUUUUCAAAGUUUAGUCGACUGCACGACCGGGAAAAAAGAAUGUGGCCCAAUAGAUAAGAAAUUGCCAGUAUCAAUAUUAACUGACUGCGAUAAAAAUAAGGCUUUGUCACAAGCGCAGUGCAGCGCCAUCGAGUUGUGUACAAGUGGCAAUAAUUUGCCAAGCGUCUUAGGAUUAAGUGAAAAUUUAAGUGUGGAAGACUUGCAGACCCUCCUCCCAGUAUAUUUAUAUCAGUCACAAAGAAGCAAAAGUUGUGAAGAGGAAGAGGGGAGUGCAGCAAGGAAGAAGCCAACACAAGCUGAAGUGUGGGGUUAUGGAUUACUGUGUGUGACAGUCAUCUCAGGAUGUUCGCUGCUUGGAGUGUCUGUCAUGCCAAUGAUGGCUCAUAAUUUUUACCAGAAGUGUCUGACUAUUCUGGUGGGAUUGGCAGCAGGUUCUCUGGCUGCAUCGUCUCUCUUUCACCUCCUCCCACAGGCUUUUCAGUUGCAGUCAUCUGAUAAGGGAAAUCAUGAUUAUCUUUACAUAUCACUGUUUGUUCUCCUCGGCAUUUGGCUAUUUUUCAUGAUAGAACGAAUCAUUAAAAUCAGCCUAACUCAUCAGUCUACGAAACAAGAAAAAAAGAAAUAUCCUGUGUCGCCAUCAGAUCAAGCAGUUUUGUGUGAAAAUGGACGUGAAUUUCAAAUCCCAGAACAAAAGCCUCCUCCUCUUGCUAAUACAAAACAAGACUCAUUUCAAGGUGGAGAAUUGGUGACCCCAACCUCAAAUGGGUGUGGACAACAAGAUAUUCAACUCAUAUAUGCCUCUCAAGAACAAGCAAUAAAAGCUUCUUUUGGUCAUAGUGAGCGACCACAGAAGAACCAUUCGCACUCUCACAACAUAGAAUUCCGGCAAGGUCAAGAUUCUGUUAUUAAAACAGUUGCUUGGAUGAUCAUUUUUGGAGAUGGAUUCCACAAUUUUAUUGAUGGUGUUUCAAUAGGAGCAGCAUUUUCAGAGUGCAUUCUUACUGGCAUCUCGAUUAGUCUUGCUGUGAUGUGUGAAGAAUUACCACAUGAACUAGGUGACUUUGCUGUGUUGUUGAAUGCUGGUAUGACUGUCAAACAGGCAGUGGCAUACAACUUUUUAUCGUCUACAACUUGCUAUAUUGGAUUUGCUCUUGGGGUUUUCCUCGGUGAGUUUCUACAGAAUACGUCUGGUAUUUUUGCUCUGGCCGGUGGGAUGUUCCUUUAUAUUGCCCUUGUAGAUAUGGUACCUGAAAUGAAUGAGGUCGCUAGCAAAGCUGCUGAAGAUGGUACAGUGAAGUCUGCCCUGUACGUCCUUCUACUGCAGAACGUUGGAAUAUUCUUAGGAAUCAUGGUGCUCUUUGUCUUAGCCUUUUUCCAGGAUGAAAUGAUCAUCAUGUAGAGUAUUUAUUAAUUUUUCAUGGGUGAAUGUUGAAUCACUGGCCUUUAUACUCUCAUAAAGCAUUUUCAAGGCAGUGCCUAUUAAAUAAUAGAUGAAACAGUAAAUAGAUAUUUACUCUGUUAGAGCAUUGUUGUUAUUCCAUUGUACUAUUUAUUCAGUUUUAUUAUUAUAGCUUUUACAAAAAAGUGCCCAAUGGAACUGGUUAGUUGCUUAGUUUUAUGACAAAUGAUACUGAUAUAGUACUGCAAAAGACUUAAUACUGUAGCUGAACAACAGUUCCAGUAUGUACAGUGCCCACUUUGGUGGGAAUUUUAGUUUUCUGUUAAGUUGUAUAUAUUUUACAUACACUUUUGUAGUUUCACAUUAAAUUGACAUCGAUAAUCUCUUGUUAAUUGAACGCUGUACCUUAUCACUCUUUUGAUCAGAAGAACCCAAAAAUUCUCUGCACUCAGGGAUUAUUUGUACUAAUACAACUUGGAACAUAAAUGUACGAUGGCUUUCCAUUCCACUUGUAGAGUAAUUGAAUUGAAAACUGAAUCCGGUGUACAGAAUAGUAUUUUAAAACUUUAAUGUUAAAGACGACCCAUAAGACUUAUCUGUGAUUCUUUUUAUCACGUCAAUAGAAACCUAUGUAUUCAGUGAAUACAAGAAAGUCAUAGUUACUGUAUUAUAGUUGAUAUGUUAAAAUUCUUUUGUUAGGGAUUUUAAUGUGUCCACAUAUAGUAGUUAUGUAUAAAUAUUUUUUGUGAAAAAAAUAAUAAAACAGAUUUUGCAUAAUUGCACAA